AUGAACCCAUAUCACCAUUACAUUCUAACAGGUAUCAUUGAAGACUAAGAUGACUUAUCUUCUGUUAAAUAGGAAGAAUGCUCUCAAUUCUAAUAUUAUGAAGAACAACCUCAAUUCAUUACUUAUGAGAAUUCUAAUCUUUGUUAAAUUGUUGCUUCAAUACUCAACUUAAAUGAAGAGUAUGUUGAUUGGUUUGCUCGCAAUAAACCUGUUGAAUUUGAAUCAAUGAUGCUAAAAGCAAAACGCAAAUUUUAUAGAGACAAAGCUAAAUUCCGCAUGCAAAUCUUACAACCUCAUCUCUAUUCAGCUCAACAGCCUCAAGAGCCUAAGAAAGCCAAAAGGGGUAGAAAACCUAUCAAAUGUGCAGAAAAGCAAUUUGUUGAAGAUAAUAGCGAUCAGUAUCAUUUGUUCUUAUUUUUAGUGAUAAAAAAACGAUACAAAUGAUAAGAAAUAGGAUUUCUGCUUAGAAUUCUAGAGAUCGAAAAAAAGCUUAUCUCAAAGAAUUGGAAUAGAGCAGUGCUUUAACAAGCAGAGAAAAUGAUUUAAUUCGGAAGCAAAUAGAAGAACUUUUUGUUGCAAAUGAAGAAAUUGAAAAAUAAAAUAAUAACAUUCUCAAGGUAUAGUUUUCAUUUUAUUUUAGUGUAUCAAAGUCUUUAAAUAAUAAUGUUUGGAAUCCGAUGAAUAAUUUGCUUAAGAGAUACUAAAGUAAUUAGAGUAAUUUUAAAGUGACACUGAAUCAACUGCAUCCAAAAAAGUUAAGUUAAAUUGA
This is a messenger RNA of Paramecium octaurelia, 769 nucleotides long. Lineage: Eukaryota; Ciliophora; Oligohymenophorea; Peniculida; Parameciidae. The record is from the annotation of a GenBank genome assembly.